This is a messenger RNA of Adineta ricciae, 603 nucleotides long. The record is from the annotation of a GenBank genome assembly. Lineage: Eukaryota; Metazoa; Rotifera; Eurotatoria; Adinetida; Adinetidae.
AUGAACGACACUGAUCUGAAUAUCGAAGCAUUAAUCAUAUCGAAACAGCCAAUAACAUGUUCGAUUCGUGCUGAUCUCUCACCAAUAGUAAAACAAUCGAAUGAAGUCAAAUCAGAUCGUCGCAUCAACGGAAGAGAAAACACUCGUCGAUCAUCUACUCAUUUACCCGUCACAUAUUCGACAAGUAUUUAUAUCCCAUAUCAUUCAUCAUGGGCUAAACCACGCCUUUUUACAAUUUCACCUACACAAUCAUCUGGCUGUCAUCAUCAUUGUCCAAAAUCACCGACAAGUAUUCAGCAGAAAACUUUAACAUCAAGAACAGCGAACAGCUUCAAUCGACCAACUACAAUCUCCACAAUGACCCAAACGUCACCCGGCUAUCUAUCUGUCUCGAAAACACGAAGUCAAUACAAUCGAGUAUCGCUAUCUGAUCGUCUUGCUAAAGAACCGCUUCGCUUUAAUUCUUCUAAACGUUCUACAUGUUCAACUCUUGUCUACAACUGGUUUUGUCAUCUACCCGGGAAAAUCUCAUCUCUUCAUAAAGAACGUCAAUCGGAUAACUCUAAAAUUCAUCGACACAGACUACUGAAUAAACUCAGGUGA